Molecule: messenger RNA, 2606 nt
Organism: Passer domesticus (house sparrow)
Lineage: Eukaryota; Metazoa; Chordata; Aves; Passeriformes; Passeridae
Gene: ZBTB6
Product: zinc finger and BTB domain containing 6
Exons: 1
Coding region: 180-1475 (431 amino acids)
Biological process (GO): regulation of transcription by RNA polymerase II
Molecular function (GO): DNA-binding transcription factor activity, RNA polymerase II-specific; RNA polymerase II cis-regulatory region sequence-specific DNA binding; protein binding
Source: RefSeq, a predicted model, not a curated record
CCGGGGCGCUGCGGCACCGGCGGCGGAGCGGCAGCGGCUCGGGGAGCGGCCGGGGAGCGGGGCGGAGCGGGAGCGCGGCCGGCGGAGGGCGGCCCGGGAGCCCCGGGACAGCGGGUCCUGCCGGAGGCGGGGUGGGCUGCGCCCGGUGAGACGCGGCGGCGGCGCCCGCGGGUCCCGCCAUGGCGGCGGACUCGGAGGUGCUGCACUUCCAGUUCGAGCAGCAGGGCGAUGCCGUGCUGCAAAAGAUGAACCUCCUGCGGCAGCAGAACCUCUUCUGCGACGUGUCCAUCUACAUCAACGACACCGAGUUCCAGGGGCACAAGGUGAUCUUCGCCGCCUGCUCCACCUUCAUGCGGGAUCAGUUCCUGCUCAACCAGUCCAGGCAGGUGCGGAUCACCAUCCUGCAGAGCGCCGAGGUGGGCAGGAAGCUGCUGCUGUCCUGCUACACGGGCGCGCUGGAAGUCAAGAAGAAGGAGCUGCUGAAGUACCUGACGGCCGCGAGUUACCUGCAGAUGGUUCACAUUGUGGAGAAGUGCACCGAGGCUUUGUCCAAGUACUUGGAGAUCGACGCUUCCAUGGAGAGCGGUGCCCAGGCUGCUGAGGGGUGCCACUCCUCGGAUGCUGAACUGAGGAGCGGGGAUGAGGUUUUAGAUAAAGAUUGUGAAAUAAUUGAGAUCUCUGAAGACAGCCCAGAGAACGAAGAAUACCCCGUGAAACAGGAGGAUGGCGAUGGCGAUGGGGAUGGCCCACACCCUGCAGGGCAGAGCUUGGUGUCGGAAAGGAAGGACACAAAAUCCCCAGAAAUAUCAACAGUUGAAAUCGGGUAUAAGGAUGAUGAAAUCUGUAUCUUCAGAAUGGAUUCCAUGAGUGUGGCGAAUGUAGAAAAUGAUCAUUUUCCUCAGCCUUGCACUUCCUCUAAAACAAAUCUGUAUUUCCCAGAAACCCAGCACUCCCUGAUAAACUCUACAGUUGAAAGCAGGAAUACAGAAAUGCCAGGAAAUCACUUUCAGGCUUUUGUUGGUGAUAAUCCAGAAGGAACUUCCAGUGGGGUGAAUGGGUUCCAGAGCCUGGAGGAUUCUGGCAGCUCAUGGCGGCACCAGUGUCCAAAGUGCCCGAGGGGCUUUGUGCACCUCGAGAACUAUCUCAGACAUCUGAAAAUGCACAAACUCUUCCUGUGCCUGCAAUGUGGCAAAACAUUUACGCAAAAAAAGAAUCUCAACAGGCACAUCCGGGGGCACAUGGGGAUCCGGCCCUUCCAGUGCAUGGUGUGCUUGAAGACCUUCACGGCCAAGAGCACGCUCCAGGAUCACCUCAACAUCCACAGCGGGGACAGGCCCUACAAGUGCCACUGCUGCGACAUGGACUUUAAACACAAGUCUGCUCUUAAAAAGCAUUUGACUUCUGUUCACGGAAGGAGCAGCAGCGAAAAGCCAAACCUGAACACUAUUACAAAAGUUAAAAUAGACUAUGACUGAUAGCUGGGCAAUUGUGGAGUCAGACUCCACAAAAAGCUCCUGGCUAGUGAAAUUGUAGAUGCAAUUCCAGUUCCAGAUCCCCAUCUAAGGGAGAGAAGCAUAAACAGGUGGCUGGUGAUCCAAGACAGGCCUUGGAGCAGGAAACCUGCCUGCUCCGUUAAGGUUGCUAUUGCUGUCAGUGAAAAAAGGUGUUUCCUAGUUGAAAGUAACUGCAAAAUAUGGGAAAUUAUUUCAUGCUUCUCUUCUGUUAUACUGAGCAUAUCCUGGUCCCCCAAUGAUGUUUUAUAUUCCUUGUUUCAAGGGCAGGCACUGCUGACUUUCAGACUAUUACUGAUACUGCAAUAAGCUGAAGCCUGAGCCAUGGUGUUGGUAACAACAGCUGAGGGAAGGGGGUGUUUGUAUUGACUACAGCAAGUCAGUUGUUCCCACCCAGUUCCUGGAUCAUUCGUGGUGAAAUCAUCUCGUUCCUUGCCCAACUUUGCUAGAUCUUCCAGAAAGAAGGUGUGUUUUCAUACUCAACUCUGUGACGUUUAAGGACACACAACAAACAAAAACUAAUCAAGGAACCUUUCAAUUUGUCUCUUGCAAAUAGAGAAUUUGUAAAAGAGAAAGAAACAAACAGUAUUGCCUUGCAGUUUAUUUGUAACUGGACAGUCCCAUGAAAAGGACUUGCUUUUAGUUUUAUCAAGUUCUGAAUUUUUAUAAACUUCUUUCUUCUAAUAGUGGGGUUUUUUCUGUCAUACCAGUGUUUUGCACCUGUAUUUGACAAGUUUAGUUAACUGUUUGUUGCAUCAUAACAUCUGCCUUCAUUUUUUUACAGAUCUUAUCUAUAUGCACUUGUGUGAAAUUCAGCUGUGUGCUCUUGGGUAAUCACAUUUUCAAUGCUAAUUUUGAAAAACAGGCAUUUCUGUCUGACUAGCAAUGGCUUAGACAUAGAGGUCUCAUACCCUGAUUCUGUGACACGGUAACACAGUCAUGAUGUGUGUUUGCAGAAGUGUGUUUGUGCUUUCUCAAAGGUCAUUUUAGUUUCAUCAUGAGCAUCGAGUGCCCUGUGAUGCAGUCUGUGUCUUUGGCUGGUACAUGUUUCUUCCACUUAAUGUAAUAUGAAUAAAGAGUAAUUUCAGUUGUUAA